CGUUGGCUUACUGUUUUUUUUUCGCAGUUUCGGACGGAGAGAAAGCCUGGGGGACAGUGAUGGGUCAGGAAGCUGGCAAGCCAGCCUGGCCCAAACCACCUGCUGGACAUCAGACAAUCACAGGAAGGCGAUACGGCAGGAGGCAUGCAUACGUUAGCUUCCGUCCAACCUCUGCCAAGCACAGGAACCCAGCCAGCGUGGAGGAUUGGCCCGAUAUGGAAAUGGACGGUGUCCGUAGAGCGCAUUCCAUAUCUUCAAAAGGAAACAUCUCCUCGAUGCUUCACGCCAUCUUUCCUGUCUCAUCGAAUUCGGUUCACCCAGAGGUGAACAUCAAAUCUGGCAAAGAUCCUCCCCACAAGAAACAGUCAACUUCUAGGCAGUCAUCGGAAGCCCACUCCAUCCACUACAAAAAGAGUGACCAACCUGUAGCCUCAGACCAGGACCAAAAUGGUGGCUCGAAGAAAAGUGCAGAAGCUAGUGCAUGGCCUAUCCCCGAGGACGAGGACAGCAACCCUUCUAAUUCCAGCAUAUUGAGCAUUGUAAAUAUUGAUGCUUACGAGCCGGACAGUAGUGGCGGCGAGGAGGAGGGGGGACAGGGUUCCGACGCAUCUCACGGUCUCCAGAAAAGACUGGAUGACAUGAUCUUCGAGCUGGGUAAAGAGUUUGACUAUCUCAGCGGUUUGCACUCGUAUUUGUACACACAAUCUAGUGAAGGGACGACAGACUGUUCCCUCAGAGACACUGAGUCAGUGAAAGAUUCUAGAACAGAUCCUAGAUCAGAUUCUAACACAGAAGAAAUCCCUCCUGAGUGGAAUAUAUCAGAACACAACAGGACAGAUCACCUGGAAAUCAGCACUGAGUUCCGAACACCAGAGGACCUAGCAACUGUUGGCCCCAAAAAUCCUGCUGAGUUGGGGAACGACGACCAGAGUGGGACCCAGUCAGAGAUGGUGGUUAGGCCCAAAAUUCGCAAGCAGACUAGUGAAACACACCUGGAGAAGUGGAAGAGUUCUCAUGGCGAGGAGGCACACUGUGGCUCAGCCAAACAGGUCAGCAAGAUCAAGUGUGUGUCCGCACCACCAUUCUUCCUGACACAAACGGAGAGGCCAAACCAGGAGUUUCUCUUUGAUUACCCUCCGACUGAUUCAUAUGGGCUUAGCCCUAUAGAGAGGAGGGGUGAAUAUGGAGAAGCUUGUAGCAAAUGUAUUUCUGAUGAUGAAAAGGACAUCUGGGAAGAGCUGGAGGACUUCAAUGAGACCGGUGUUCCUUUCAUGAAGGCUGAGGAAAGCUCGGAGUGCAGCGAGGGGGAGUGGUCAGCCUUGUGGACCUCGGACUCUGGCCUGGAGAAGGAGCGUGGCUCCAGUCAGGAGAGCUGGGUGACGCUGCCCGGCCUGGAUGAACUGCACAGCAGCAGUCUUGAGGACGUCCCCGAGCUCAGCCUGCCCCCUGAGGAGCCGACCCCUCUGGAGGAGGGAGAGAUACCGUGGUUGAUGUACAAUGAGGAGACGGGCAGCAGUAGUGACGAAGACCCAGAUGGCAUGAGUCACUUUGUCCACCCGGGCCUCUUCAUCCUGGAUGGGAACAACAACCUGGAGGAUGACUCCAGCUUGAGUGAGGACCUAGACGCUGAGUGGAGGUUGCUAGAUGACUUUGGAGAGGGCUUUGGGAUGGCCCAGGCUAUCUCCUAUGUGGAUCCUCAGCUCCUCACAUACAUGGCUCUUGAAGAGCGUCUGGCCCAAGCUAUGGAGGCAGCUCUAGCCCACCUGGAGUCCCUGGCCAUUGAUGUGGAGCAGGCCCACCCUCCGGCUACAGAACAGAUUAUAGAGUGUCUGCCUCAGAUCACCAUAUUGGAGGACCCCACUGGUCAGGAACAUUGCUGUGCCAUCUGCUGUGGUGAGUACGUCAAAGACGAGAUUGCAACCCAGCUGCCGUGCCACCACAUGUUCCACAAGAUCUGCGUGACUCUCUGGCUCCAAAAGUCUGGGACUUGCCCUGUCUGUCGUCACAUACUGUCGCCUGUUGUCAUGGAUACCACUGCUAACACCUCGUUUGUGUCGGAUCAGGACAUCCCACCGUCCAAUCACAGCGCAGCCGGAAUGCGGUGAAUCCACUGGAUACCAAUCAACAGCCAGAAAAGAGGCCUGUAACGCUUCAAUGAAAAAUAAUUAUUAUUACUUUUUCUUUCAUUGUCGCUCUCUGCAAUGUAACUCUAUGAAUUAGUUCUGCACAUGUAAACAAGUUCAAGAUCUAUGUCUGAGAGACAGUUCAGGCUUAUUUUCUGAGAAAAUAUUAUCUGUAUAAUGUCAAGUCUUUGUUACGAAUGUAUGUUUUAAUGAAGGAUAUGAAAUUAGGAAAUUGCAAUUUUUGUUUAUCCUAGAUUUUCGUUAAAGCAUUUAAGAUUUUACUUGCACAUUUUUUUAAUACAGAUGAAAGCAUUGCUUAUGUCCCUCACAUUGUACUAACUUCAAAAUAAUUUUGGUUCCCAUGUUCAAUAAAGUCUGUAGUGUGGGUAAGUCUUGAACUAUCAAAA
This is a messenger RNA of Oncorhynchus masou masou (cherry salmon), 2530 nucleotides long. Its product is annotated as E3 ubiquitin-protein ligase Praja-2-like. The record is from RefSeq and is a predicted model, not a curated record. Bases 60 to 2105 code for a protein of 681 amino acids. The transcript is spliced from 9 exons. Gene Ontology annotation, molecular function: ubiquitin protein ligase activity. Lineage: Eukaryota; Metazoa; Chordata; Actinopteri; Salmoniformes; Salmonidae. Gene Ontology annotation, cellular component: cytoplasm. Gene Ontology annotation, biological process: protein ubiquitination.